AUGGAUUUCGGGUCCUUGGAGACCGUGGUGGCCAACUCUGCCUUCAUUGCCGCCCGGGGCAGUUUUGACGGGAGCAGCGCCCCAUCCUCCCGGGACAAGAAGUACCUGGCCAAGCUCCGGCUGCCCCCGCUGUCCAAGUGUGAGGGGCUUCGCGAGAGCCUCAGCCUGGAGUUCGACAGCCUGUGCUCAGAGCAGCCCAUCGGCAAGCGGCUCUUCCAGCAGUUCCUGAAGACCGACGAGAGGCACGUGCCGGCCCUGGAGCUCUGGAAGGACGUCGAGGACUACGACACGGCCGACGACGACCUGCGGCCACAGAAAGCGCAGGCCAUCUUGGCCGAGUACCUGGACCCCCAAGCCGCGCUCUUCUGCGGCUUCCUGGACGCGAGCACCGUGGCGCAGGCCAAGGAGGCCCCGGCCGGGAGCCAGGACGGGCGUUUCCAGCCCCUGCUGCGGGCCACGCUGGCGCACCUGAGCCAGGCCCCCUUCCAGGAGUACCUGGACAGCCUCUACUUCCUGAGGUUCCUGCAGUGGAAGUGGCUGGAGGCCCAGCCCGUAGGCGAGGACUGGUUCUUGGACUUCAGGGUCCUGGGGAAAGGGGGGUUUGGGGAGGUGUCAGCCUGUCAGAUGAAGGCGACCGGCAAGAUGUACGCCUGCAAGAAGCUGAACAAGAAGCGGCUGAAGAAGAGGAAAGGCUACCAGGGCGCCAUGGUGGAGAAGAGGAUCCUGGCCAAGGUGCACAGCAGGUUCAUUGUCUCUCUGGCCUACGCAUUUGAGACCAAGAUGGACCUCUGCUUGGUGAUGACCAUCAUGAAUGGAGGCGAUAUAAGGUACCACAUCUACAACGUGGACGAGGAGAACCCCGGCUUCUUGGAGCCGCGCGCCGUCUUCUACACGGCCCAGAUCAUCAGCGGCCUGGAGCACCUGCACCAGCGGCGCAUCGUCUACCGGGACCUCAAGCCCGAGAACGUGCUGCUGGACAACGACGGAAAUGUUCGCAUUUCUGACCUGGGGCUGGCGGUGGAGCUGCAGGAUGGGCAGAACAAGACCAAAGGCUACGCAGGGACCCCAGGCUUCAUGGCGCCCGAGCUCUUGCGCAGUGAGGAGUACGACUUCUCCGUGGAUUACUUUGCCUUGGGGGUCACGCUGUACGAGAUGAUGGCAGCCAGGGGGCCUUUCCGGGCCCGAGGGGAGAAGGUAGAGAACAAGGAGCUGAAGCAGAGGAUCCUGUCCGAGCCCGUCAAGUACCCCGACACGUUCAGCGCGGCCAGCAAGGACUUCUGUGGGGCGCUGCUGGAGAAGGACCCCGAGAAGCGCCUGGGCUUCCGCGACGGGUCGUGCGACGGGCUCCGGGCCCACGCCCUGUUCAAGGACAUCAGCUGGCGGCAGCUGGAGGCCGGGAUGCUGAUCCCACCGUUCAUCCCAGACUCCAGGACUGUCUAUGCCAAGAACAUCCAGGAUGUGGGUGCCUUUUCCACAGUCAAAGGUGUGGUCUUUGACAAAACAGACACAGAAUUCUUCCAAGAAUUUGCCUCUGGCAACUGUCCCAUUCCCUGGCAGGAGGAGAUGAUCGAGACAGGGAUCUUUGGGGAACUGAACGUGUGGCGAGCUGAUGGGCAGAUGCCGGAUGACAUGAAGGGGGUCACUGCGGACGCCACGGCCCCCGCCUCCAAGUCAGGGAUGUGCCAGCUCUGCUAG
Molecule: messenger RNA, 1695 nt
Organism: Perognathus longimembris pacificus (Pacific pocket mouse)
Lineage: Eukaryota; Metazoa; Chordata; Mammalia; Rodentia; Heteromyidae
Gene: Grk1
Product: G protein-coupled receptor kinase 1
Exons: 7
Coding region: 1-1695 (564 amino acids)
Biological process (GO): signal transduction; visual perception; regulation of opsin-mediated signaling pathway
Cellular component (GO): cytoplasm
Molecular function (GO): rhodopsin kinase activity; ATP binding
Source: RefSeq, a predicted model, not a curated record